AAUUGCUAUUUAAUUUUCUUCAUGGUGACACCUUUCAAUAUUAAGAAUUAAGAUUUAUCUUAACUUUUAAAACUCUUUCAAUUCCAGGUCUAGACAUCCACUUCAUCCACGCGAGUCCUCCCAACCCUCACCGGAAGAAGGUUCUACCGCUGCUGAUGCUGCACGGCUUUCCAGUCACCGCCUUCGAGUUCGUCUACGUCAUCCAAAAUCUGAUGGAAGAAAGAGACGACUGCGACUUUGUGUUUGAGAUGAUCGUUCCACACUUGCCGGGAUAUGGAUAUUCAGAGGCGACAUACAGGAUUGGCAUGGCUCCGUACCAAAUGGGCAUCAUCAUGAAGAACCUGAUGCUCCGCCUGGGCAAGCCGCAGUUCUACAUCCACGCCGGGGACGUGGGACAGGCCGUUGGAGACGCUAUCGCUGUUCUUUUUCCUGAGAGAGUACUGGGGUUGCAUACAAACUUCCCGUUCAGUAUCCGCCCCCGGACAAUGGCCAAGUUAGUGCUAGGACAGUUGUACCCGCCGGCCGUGGUGGAGGCCCAAUACGAAGACCGGCUGUAUCCACUGACAGCUCGCCUCGAGUUCUAUCUGGAGCAGUUCGGCUACUUCCAUAUGCAGGCUUCGAAGCCUGACAACAUUGGUGCGUCUAAAAUUGUUCUACACACCAUUUCAAAUAAUUUAUGUUUAACUCUUACGACUUUAAUUCCAGGUCACGGUCUGGACGACUCCCCAGUCGCCCACGCCUCCUGGCUCAUCCAGAAUCUCAUAAUGGCCACGGACGUGGCCGGCGAGAGAUUCAUCGACGGCAACCUGUCGACCAACUACGAUAUGAACGACUUCUACGACUCGUUCACCGUGCACUGGGCGUGUCAGAGCAUGACGACCGCCGCGAGGUCGUAUGCAGAGGCUUUGGCGGUGCAUCAGGACCCGUUGUCUAUUAGUAUUUUGAUGACCCCAACACCCGUCCCAUUCGCUGCCAUCAACUUCCGCCACGAGCUGGUCUACCAGCCCGACGACUUUCUCCGAGACAAGUACCCCAACCUCGUCCAGUCCAACACCCUGGACUUCGGCGGGCACUUCGCCGGCUACCAGGAGCCCGGGGUCCUAGCUGACAGCAUACGGACUUCGGUCGCUAAAAUGGAACAGCUGCAUGGAAACCAGGGGACAAGUGUCGCUCAGGUGUUUCAGCGAUUGAGCAGUAUCUUAGGCAAUGUUGUAUAAAGUAGAACCUCGACUAUAUACCAGAGAAAUAUAUAGAUAAGAUUAUGUUGAUACCUACUAAUAGCCCUAUUUAUUUAGUUAAGUGAAGCGCCUUGGUCUAGACAGUAAGCUUAUAUCUGAAUUGAUUAAUAAAUGUAUAA
Cydia pomonella (codling moth) is the source of this 1357-nucleotide messenger RNA. Its product is annotated as juvenile hormone epoxide hydrolase-like. Lineage: Eukaryota; Metazoa; Arthropoda; Insecta; Lepidoptera; Tortricidae. Gene Ontology annotation, molecular function: epoxide hydrolase activity. The transcript is spliced from 5 exons. Gene Ontology annotation, biological process: epoxide metabolic process. The record is from RefSeq and is a predicted model, not a curated record. Bases 156 to 1217 code for a protein of 353 amino acids.